Messenger RNA from Hordeum vulgare subsp. vulgare (domesticated barley), 1365 nucleotides. RefSeq names its product atherin-like. The record is from RefSeq and is a predicted model, not a curated record. NCBI's taxonomy places the organism in Eukaryota, Viridiplantae, Streptophyta, Magnoliopsida, Poales, Poaceae. The coding region runs from base 450 to 1043 and encodes 197 amino acids. The transcript has a single exon.
AUAUAGCCUACUACUCGUAGCAAUGACACUUGCUUUUCGUUCCUUUUUUUGUGUAGCAUGGGAGGCAACUAGGCACAGCAUGCUGCCUGUACGCACGCCACGAGAGGCUCUGCAUGCUGCCUUUUGCAUAGUUGUACGCACCGGAAAAAAUGGGAGGAUAAGGGAGCCACGGACAUGUCGUUCUCAUCAACAAAUCCAUCCCGAUUCAGAUCUAGCGCGAGCAGCAAGCUUUUUUCACCAGCACCACCAACCUUCGCCACCGGUGGCUGCCUCACCAGUGCGGAGAAGAAGGCCCCGACGCGGCAUCCUCUUCCUCCUCUGAAGAAGACCCUCCAGGCAGGUGCGUCCCAGGAGCAACUUCAUUGGAGUGGCCAUUGGCCAGCCCAAGGUUCACCGGGGUCCAUCGUCCCGGCCGGCGGCCGGCGUGCUGCAGCACGGCGCGUGGCACUAUGUGCCAGCGGCGGGGCGCCGAGGGACCAGUGGAGGUGCUCGCACUGUUGUCGAAGACGUCACCACGCGCAACAGUCGGCGCGGGGAGGCGCAUCCUGAGGCUUGCGCUCGACGAAGAGGCGUCGGUGGCCACGUUCAUGGUGCGUGCACCAACCGGCGGGGGCAAGGGCAUCCCCAGCCCGAAGCUUGCCGCAGACCCCCCCCCCCCCCAACGGCCACUGUCUCGUGCGCCGGAGUGGGUGAUGGAAGGCACGGCGAGUCCGUCUGUGCGGGCUCCGCGGGCAGCGCCGGUGGUGCGGGCUCGACCUCCUCCUGGACCUCGUAGUCCAGUGGAGGAGACGACGACGGGGUCGGGCAUGGCCCCCAUCCGUGCACUGGGCAUGGAUGUGGUGGUGGAGACGCCGCAAGUUCCGGCUCAACGGCGUCGACGUCCAUUGCUCCGUCCACAUGCUCCAUUACUUCGUCCGCGUACAGGUUCGGAGCAGUCGGUCCGGCAAGAAUCCAGGCCGGGAGCGACGCCACCGCCGGCAUGGCCGGUUCACGCGAAGCACCGGAUGUCCCAGCACCGUGGCGACCAGGGGCGCCAUGCCUAAGACGUGGUGCACGGCGGCGGAAACCAUUCCGGCGGCCUCCGAACCGGCGAAGAUCGCGGGCGUGACGGCUCUAUCGACUCGACCGUCGUCACGAACGAGGUGCAGGAAGAAGGAUAGGAGACCACGAGGCAUCCUCUUACCUUCUCCUUUCCUCCCUUCUUUCUUCUUUUUCCCGGCGACUCUCGCCAGAGUUGUUUUGCCUUUUCUCUACUCUCGAUAGAGUUACGGGCUGAUAACGUGUUUGAUUGAACUAUCUCUUUCAUUGAUGAUAUGUGAAGAUUAAAUACAUACGGAACCGUCGUCACGAACGGAUGCGUCGGCU